AUGCAAUAUGAUGGUGAUAUCAUGGAUCACAAGAAAACUAUCAAUGCAAAUAGCACAAAGCAUUAUCUACAUCGAAAAUGCCAAGGAUCUAUAAGCAGAACCCACUUUUUAAAUUCUGUGUAUAGAGUACUACUUAACCUUGAUGCUUCAAGCGUCCACAGUUUCACCCUUUCUCUUACAAAGAAUUACCAUUCUUACCAUAUUAAUCAGUGGAUAUCAGCUAUUUUAAACCGGGGAGUCAAAGAGCUUUUAAUUGAAUCAAACAAAAACCUCGACAUUUCCUCAUAUUCCCAUUGGAAAUCCCAGUCCUUGGAGAAAUUGGUGCUGAAUAUGAAUGGUUGUGCUAUUGGAGUUCCCAGCUUUGUUUGUCUUUCAACUCUCACUGUCCUCAAGUUGACCAGAAUCACGUUUACUUGCCAACCUUCUAAUGACCCCAAAAAUCUGAUCAUCAAGUUGCCAGUUCUUAGAGAAUAUGAGGCAGAAAAUUGCAGUUGGUUAAAUGUAAAGGAUAUCACUUUUGAAGUGCCUCUACUUGAAGUGCUUUCAAUAACUCCUGCAUAUGAAUCUGUUGACUCACACACUAUAAUGAAGUUUUGUGCCCCGCGUCUUACAAAAUUCUCUUAUAGUGGUUAUGUUUCACCAAUAUCAGACACAAUUUUGUUAGACAUAGACCUAUCUAGAGCACGUAUUGCCUCUGCUAAUAUUUAUCCACGGGAGUAUCUACAGGAGAGUGAGGAAAAUGCCGCGUUUUUAACUUCUCAGCUUCUGAAACAAUUCAAUAAUAAUGUGAAAUGUCUGAAGUUUGAGCGGUCCAAGGUUCUUGCACUAGUACAAGAUGAUCUUCCUGAUUUGGAAUGUUGA
Cajanus cajan (pigeon pea) is the source of this 861-nucleotide messenger RNA. NCBI's taxonomy places the organism in Eukaryota, Viridiplantae, Streptophyta, Magnoliopsida, Fabales, Fabaceae. The record is from RefSeq and is a predicted model, not a curated record.